GCCCGAGCAGGCGAGCACCCGUCCGAGCAGGCGAGCACUGUCCGCCCGUCCGCCCCUGCUCGCCACUCGCCAGUCGCCAUCGCCAACGCCAAGUCUCCAGCCUGAGCCUGCCGGAUCGGGGUCGACCUCCAGUGAAUGGCGUCUCCCAAUUUGAGUGGUGCUAGUGCUAGUGGUACUGGUAGUGUAGGAUCUGCAGCCACACAGCCAACAGACAUUAAGGCUCCACUUUGGGAUCAUGUGAUUAUUCUGGAGAAGCCUAAAGCUGGUGGAGGAAAUGCUAUGUGGCGCUGCAAGUACUGUCCAAUGCAAAAACUGAGUAGUUACACUAGAGUUGAGGCUCAUUUGCUGCAGAUUUCAGGAAAGGGAAUAGGUAAAUGUCCUAAUGUCACAUAUGAAAUGCUGAGUGCAAUGAGAAAGGAAAUUGAAAGGUGCAAGAAUCUGGUGGAAAAAUCCAGGUCCAGAAUGGUUUCACUACCUACUGCUCCUUCCUCGAGCAAUACCGAUGACACCAACAAGAGGUCUAAGAGGGGGCCUACUUCUGCAUUGGAAAAAGCUUGGAGAGCGGAAGACCGUAAUCACUUGGAUGCUUUGAUCAGUAGAGCAAUUUAUUCUGGAGGGGUUUCUUUCAAUUUUUUGAGAAAUCCAUAUCUUCGAGAAGCUUUUGCCUUUGCUAGCAGCAGAAAUAAUCCACUUCAUUGUUUAGCUCAUUCACUUAAUCCAAGAUAUUAUAGCAAAAAGUGGCUUGAAGAAGGUGUUGGCCGUGAACCACCCCACAAGGAUAAAGAGGUGUCAAAAAUGAGGAUGGUUUGCUUCAAGAAGUUCUUUCCCAAUCCAGAAGACUUAGCAAAAGUAAAAGAUGAGUAUGCAAAGUUCUCUAGUUGUUCUGAAGAGUUUAAUGAUCCUGACUCAAUCCAUGAUAGAUGGGCUGUUUCCCCUAUGACUUGGUGGACAAAUCAUGGACAAGGAGCAGCCAUGUUGAUGAGUUUGGCCAUGAAAUUGCUUAGUCAACCAGCCUCAUCUUCUUGCUGUGAAAGAAAUUGGAGCACCUACAGCUUUAUCCAUAGUGUGAAGAGAAAUGCUUUAACUCCAGAGCGUGCUGAAGAUCUGGUCUUUGUGCACACAAAUCUGAGGCAUCUAUCUAGAAGAAGUGAUGCAUACAAGACAGGAGAGACAAGGAUGUGGGAUGUAGGAGGGGACUCUUUUGAUUCACUUGGUGGUAUUGGCAUUCUUGAAGUGGCUGACCUGUCCCUUGAUGAACCAGAAUUGCAAGCUAUGACUUUUGGUUUGGAUGCUGAGCACGAGCAGCAUGAUGUAGUGGAUGACAAUGGGACAACUGAGUAGGGAAUAAGACCUUGCUGGCUUGCUGCUGUCUUGCUGGCUGCUGCAAUGUUGCAUGUAGGCUGAAUAAAUUGCAAGCCUGAAGCCUUCUAUUAGUUUCUUAAAUUUGAGAAUUGAGACUACUAUAUGUCUAUAUUUGAGACAUAUUGUUAUGUAAUAAUAGUACUUGCGACCAUAUAUUGCUAUCAACUUUAUUGCUAUCAGCUUUAAA
Messenger RNA from Sorghum bicolor (sorghum), 1549 nucleotides. RefSeq lists its product as uncharacterized. The coding region runs from base 136 to 1341 and encodes 401 amino acids. NCBI's taxonomy places the organism in Eukaryota, Viridiplantae, Streptophyta, Magnoliopsida, Poales, Poaceae. The transcript has 3 exons. The record is from RefSeq and is a predicted model, not a curated record. Gene Ontology annotation, molecular function: protein dimerization activity.